Messenger RNA from Jatropha curcas, 2930 nucleotides. RefSeq lists its product as uncharacterized. Lineage: Eukaryota; Viridiplantae; Streptophyta; Magnoliopsida; Malpighiales; Euphorbiaceae. The record is from RefSeq and is a predicted model, not a curated record.
CAGAACCGAAACCUGUAGUUUUUAUAUGCAAGUGGUUUUCUAUAUAUAAAACAAGGAAAAAGGAAAAAAGUGAAAACAGGCAGCCCGCCAGCCUAGACAUUCUGUUUUAAGCGGUGACACUCAGGUUUCAAUUUUCCGUAAUAAUUCAAGGACUUGGCUGGAGGUAGAGAUAGAGAUAGAUGGAAACGCCAGGAACCGCAAAGAGAACAGAAGAGACUCCGAGGAGAAGAAAGAAGAAGAAGAUUUGAGGAGGACAAUACAGAUUUUGAUUUUUUUUUUUUUUAAAUUCGUUUAAUUGACACUUGAGGCAGUAGUUUGUUUUAUCUGGUUUGAUCGGUUGAUCAAUUUUAGGCAGGCCGGUGUGAGCUUGGGUUUAUUUCUUUGGUUUUAUAUGAUCGCAGGCUUCACCGGUUCUGAUUAUCUGCACAAUCUGAUGGAAGAAUUAUACUUAAAAUAUAGUUGCAUUUAAUUGGUGGAUUUUAGUAUCCUCUGCCAUUAAAGAUUACAAGUUUAAUGGUCUUUACGGCAUUGAUAGGUUUGGAGGACUUGAAUCCAUUUGGUUAAAUUGUAAACAUGGUAAUUGAUUCUAGAGUUUCAGAUUAAUGGAUUUAGGAGAAGUUAGAUAUCACAGAGGAUAAGAAUAGAUAAGGAUUCUCUUAACUCGUUGUGGGAUAUCGAAACCAACUCUGUGGAUGGGUUUGCCUCAAGUUUCCUCUAGCAGCAUUGCUGAGGAAGUGGCUGUAUCUUUGAGCACAUUGGUGCCAACCCCAGCUCGGCAUGUUGGUGUAAGCAAUUGCGAUUUGACUGGGAUGCAGGGAGGAAAUCUUAGCAAUAGAAUGCAGAUGGAUUUUCCAUGCUUUUCUUUUGGAGACAUCCAGAAGAAAACAGUUGUGGAUCAUAAGAAUGUUUGGUUGACUCAUAAAAGUGGACAGAGCAUUCAGACACCUAUUUCUAGGAUUGUAGGUUUUGAAUCAAGGGGUUUGAAUUCUCCUGUUAAUUUGUUUAAUGAAAACCACUCUGUGUCUACUGUUGUUAGUAGCAGUGGUGAUGUAAAUGAGUCCAUGGGGUCGCUCGUCAGAAAGCGUUUACUAUCUCCUUUGAGUGGAAUGCUUCUUCCUGAUCAAUUUAAUGGCGAUUCUUUAGACAUUGGUGACAGCAUUUACAAGAGUAACUUUUGGAGUGGCAAAGACAAUUAUAAGGUUUGUGCGACACAAGAACAUAAAAAAGCUCAUAUUGGCAGUUCCAAUUUUUUUGAUUCUCCAAACUGGUGUGCACCUUGUCUUCCAGAGUGGAAGAAUUUACAGGAUGAUACUUACAGAAAAAGCUCCAUUUUCUUCUCCGAUGGUCCUAUUCUUGAGGACAAAGAGAUGAAGCCUCACGACCAAUCUGUCUCACCACCUGGGCUCAAUUGUUUUGAGGGAAAAACAAAGGUAAGGUCCCAAACUGGGGCUAUUGCAAUACUUGCAAAAAAGGCGGCGUCACCUCCCUUGUCAUUGUCCCCUCUUGGUCCAAAACUUACUGAACAAAUAAGAUCUGCAGGAUUAUGCAGCAAUGUCACAGAAAAGUUAGAUGAUGAAUACUUGACUUUCAAGGACAUAGAACAGUCGCUUGAUGGAACUUUCCCUGGCAUUUUAUCUUCCCAGAAGCACAUGGACUCUAGGGUACUGCAUGAAUCAUUGCUGGAUGUUGAUAAUCUGCAUAAAAAGUUUGAUGUGUUUAUGCCAGAGCUCACUGGGGAUGUGGUGCAGCCAUUGGGCAAGGAUUCAAUUGGUACUUCUCCAUGUGUCAAAUUAUGUAGAACGCUUAGCGGAUUGCCUGUUAGAAGGUCCUUGGUUGGCUCAUUUGAGGAGUCCCUAUUAUCUGGUCGAUUACUAUCUGGUAAAGUUAGCCAGAAAAUUGAAGGGUUCCUUGCUGUUCUUAAUGUCACCGGAGGGAAUUUCACACCACAAUCACAGAAACUUCCUUUUGCAGUGACCAGUGUAGAUGGAGAUAACUACUUACUAUAUUACUCAUCGAUAGAUCUAGCAGGGCAUUUUCCACCAAACAAAUGUAGUGGGCCUAGUGGCACAAAGAUGAGGAGGAGCCUAAGCAUUGAUGAUUCACAACCAGAAAAAAGCAGGCUACGUAUUCCUAUGAAAGGGCGAAUUCAAUUGGUUCUCAGUAAUCCAGAAAAGACACCUAUUCACACUUUCUUUUGCAAGUAUGAUUUAAGCGACAUGCCAGCUGGUACCAAGACGUUUCUUCGCCAAAAGAUCACCUUAUCCUCAGCUGGGAAUGGGAGAAAUGGUGACUCUGACAUAAAAAAUGUUGUCAAGCAAUGUUCAAUCCCAGACGAGAGGGGGACUUCCAAUUUAAAUGGACUUGAUGCUGAACAUACAGUAAGAUCUCCAAAUGUAAAUACUGGCAUGGAGGGCAACAGCCCUCCAAAUUCACCCAGUGUAUAUGUAAGCAAAUCUACACAUAGCCCUUCAAAGGCCAAUGAAAACAAUGCUGGAGCUGGAGUUUUACGUUAUGCUCUUCAUCUCCGUUUUUUAUGUCCUUUCCCCAAGAAAUCUCCAAGGUCAGUCCAGAGGUGCAAAUCUGAUCCUUCAUCGGCACCAGCAGGAAACAAGAUGUACAUGGAAGGGGAUCGUCGGUUCUACUUGUAUAGCAAUAUGAAGGUGGUGUUCCCACAGCGCCACUCAGAUGCUGAUGAGGGCAAGCUACAUGUAGAAUAUGAUUAUCCCUCAGAUCCCAAGUACUUCGACAUUUAAAUGCCCGGUAAGCUAUCCUCUUGAAAGCUGGUUAUACAACUUUUGUACAGAUGUGUACAUUCAAUUUCCUUUCGUCCUCUGAUGGGUUGGAAUUUCCCGUUCUAUUUGUACAUAUUUUUCAUUUUUUUAAAAAAAAAAAAAAUUAAAUUAUAUAAUUUAAUUUGAUUAUCAUCGAGA